Messenger RNA from Sinocyclocheilus anshuiensis, 2352 nucleotides. Its product is annotated as collagen alpha-1(XXIII) chain-like. The record is from RefSeq and is a predicted model, not a curated record. The transcript is spliced from 30 exons. The coding region runs from base 533 to 2311 and encodes 592 amino acids. NCBI's taxonomy places the organism in Eukaryota, Metazoa, Chordata, Actinopteri, Cypriniformes, Cyprinidae.
CUGGCAUCAUUUGUCGAUUAUAUGUCGCCGAAAAGAUGACGCUUGACAGUUUGGAUAACUACUACGUGUGCUAGAUGAACAGAAUGCAUCCGUAACAUUUCCUAAAGAAAUUAAUUUUAAAAUGUCGCUCCACGAAGUAUUGUAGCCUAUAGGCUAAUUCUCACACUGAUCCUACGUGUGGAGAACAUCUGCUUCUGGACGCUCUCCGCCAGUCGUUUCACGCACACAUACUGCGAUGAAUGUCAAAGGGAUGUGACUAAUAUUUAAUGAGCGCCCUACCUAGACAGCAUUCUUAUACGUGAGCAACAUUUCUGGCCGUUUGAGAGAAUCUAUGAAUCGACACGCGUCUUCGAUGGCCAAACCCGCUGUUCACUAGGUAGUCCGCUUACUAGGUUUUGAGACACUCGUGCUUUUCAAAGCGCCGUGAGCUGCUCCGCUCUGCUCAGUCUGACAGCCACAUCUCAUCGAUCAAGAACUGAUCAAUACUAAAAGUGAUCUAACUAUCGGAAACUAACUGGAGACAUUGUCCAGCAUGGAUCAAUCUGCGGACGGAAAUACAGAAAGCAAACCGAAUGCUGCGAAACCGCGUUAUCAGCGUUAUUUAGUGUCUUUUCCAACCAUAGCGUGUUUACUGUUCUCGCUGAGUUCAGUAGCGGUGUGUUUUCUCAUGACUUUCAAAACGCAUCGGCUGGAGAGCAGGCUGCGCGAGCUGGAGAUGAAGAUGACGGACAUCUGUCAAGAAGCAUCCAAGGACGUCUCUGUUCCACUGGAACUGCGGGAGUCCAUUGAAGCACUCUUACAAGAGAGGCUGAAUGAAGCGAUGCCGAAGUUGCGUGUGGUGAGAGACGUGACACAAGACUGCAACUGUCCUCCAGGUCCUCCUGGGAAACGUGGACGGAUGGGCAGAAGAGGAGACCCUGGACCCCCAGGCAAACCUGGGCGAGACGGUUACCCGGGUCCACUUGGUCUGGAUGGCAAACCUGGUAACCCUGGACCUAAAGGAAGCCAGGGGUUGCCAGGACCAAAAGGAGAUAAGGGUGAUCAAGGAGACACAGGGCCAAGGAUGGUCUUUCCUCGUUAUGAUCACAGCUACAUCUCGGCCGAUCAGCCCACUUUCCAGAGGCGUAUGCUGAAGGGUGAUCAAGGACAAGCUGGCCCACCUGGACCUCCAGGCCCUCCUGGAGCACCCGGUGCAAGAGGACCCCCAGGAAACACAGGGAAAGAUGGUCCCCGCGGCCCACCUGGAGAACCAGGUGCUCCUGGACGAGAAGGAAUGGAGGGACAAAGAGGUUUACCAGGAAAACCGGGUGAAGUUGGUGAUCAGGGUUACCCAGGAUCACAGGGACCCCCAGGGUCAAAGGGUGAGCAGGGAGAGCCAGGUCCUCAGGGUGAACGAGGAACCGAUGGUCUGCCAGGCUUAAAGGGAGAUAAAGGAGAUGUUGGAGAACAAGGGCCCCAGGGCGAACCGGGCCACCCUGGUGAGAAAGGCACAUCAGCUUCCGGUGACAUCAUUGACUUCAAUGGCAAACUCUUAGAUGCCUUUCAGGCCAUCAAAACCAUCAGUGUCUCGGGACCCCCUGGCCCUCCUGGACCCCCAGGACCACCCGGAAAAGAAGGUUCAAAGGGUGAACUUGGCUUGCCUGGGCCUGCUGGGGUUGAUGGCGAAAAGGGUGAAAGGGGAGACACUGGAGAGCCUGGUGAACCCGGAGAGAGGGGGGAAAAGGGAGAAAUGGGCCUCUCUGGUCCCUCUGGAAUGGAUGGGCAGAAAGGAGAGAAAGGAGACUCUAUACUAGAGGACAAUCUGGUUCAGAUGAUUUCACAGCCUGGACCUCCAGGUCCACCAGGACCACCUGGAUACAUGGGUCAUCAUGGCUUGCCAGGCUCCAAAGGUGAUCCAGGGGAGAGUAUUAAAGGAGAGAAGGGAGAAACUGGUGCUGCAGGAAUACAAGGCCUUCAGGGUCCUCAGGGGCCCCGGGGAUCAACAGGAUUAGUUGGUCUUCCCGGCACAAAGGGUGAAAAGGGAAAACAAGGGGAACCUGGAUUAGAUGGUUUUCCUGGCAUUAAGGGAGACAGGGGUGAUCGUGGAGAGAAAGGAGAGAAGGGAGAUCGCGGUCCUGUUGGAAAGAGAGGGCUAAAGGGAAAGAAAGGCGAGCAGGGGCCGCCGGGUCUGGACCAGCCCUGUCCCGUGGGAGCUGAUGGAUGUAAAAAAGAGGCAGUGGAAAUGGGGCAGCCGGCCCCUGAGGCCCCCUGCCCACUGGUACAGUAUAUCUGCCUGCUUCUCUCUGCUCUGUUUAUACCUGCAGAUUUCUAACACUUCCUGCUUUCACCUUUUAACUACACCUUUUAAACUAU